CACUCACUACUCUCAAGUUCCUCAAAUCAAGUGCUUACAAGUCCAUUUCAAGCUCCUUUUUUCUUCGAUCAUCAUAGUCGAGAGAGAUGGCUUACUCUGCCAUGACUAAGCUUGCUUUGGUGGUGGCCUUGUGCAUGGUUGUGAGCGUGCCCAUUGCUCAAGCCAUAACAUGUGGCCAAGUGUCCAGCAGCCUUGCACCAUGCAUAAACUACGUGAGAAAAGGUGGAGUUGUGCCUCCAGCUUGCUGCAACGGCAUUAGGGCCGUCAACGGCUUGGCAAGGACCACCCCUGACCGCCGGGCCGCUUGCAAUUGCCUGAAACAGCUCUCCGGCAGCAUCUCCGGAGUCAACCCUAACAAUGCCGCAGGGCUUCCCGGCAAGUGUGGAGUUAAUAUUCCUUACAAGAUUAGCGCCUCUACCAACUGCGCCACCGUGAAGUGAGCUUGAUAUGGGAGAUGUGUUUUCGGCCGCAGAUAAUAUUAGAGAGUGAGAAUAAAAAUGUGGCUAUGUGGUCCACUUAGGAAUUCCUCACGACGGAAUCGUUAAGUUAUUCUAUGUAAUAUUUAUCUUUCUAUAACUAAUAUAAUUUAUGUUUAAGUAA
This is a messenger RNA of Prunus mume (Japanese apricot), 600 nucleotides long. RefSeq names its product non-specific lipid-transfer protein 1. Lineage: Eukaryota; Viridiplantae; Streptophyta; Magnoliopsida; Rosales; Rosaceae. Gene Ontology annotation, molecular function: lipid binding. Gene Ontology annotation, biological process: lipid transport. The record is from RefSeq and is a predicted model, not a curated record.